Messenger RNA from Pyricularia grisea, 2400 nucleotides. RefSeq lists its product as uncharacterized. The transcript has a single exon. Gene Ontology annotation, cellular component: Noc1p-Noc2p complex; nucleoplasm; Noc2p-Noc3p complex. NCBI's taxonomy places the organism in Eukaryota, Fungi, Ascomycota, Sordariomycetes, Magnaporthales, Pyriculariaceae. Gene Ontology annotation, biological process: ribosomal large subunit biogenesis. Bases 1 to 2400 code for a protein of 799 amino acids. The record is from RefSeq and is a predicted model, not a curated record.
AUGGCGUCGUCAAAAAAGAACCUCAAGGCCACCAAGAAGUUCGAGAAGAAGCACCUGAAGGGCGUCCUCGAAAAGCGCAAGGCCGCUGCCAAGGUCAAGCAACGCACCCAGCUCCAGGCCAAAAAGCAGUUGAAGAAGAAGGCCGACGAUGCCUUCUACAAGGGAGACAAUGAGAGCGGUGACGGUGCAGCUGCACCCAAGGCCAAGGCUAAGCCCGGUGCCAAGGUCAGCGAGAUGAGCGUCGACGACUUCUUCAAGGGCGGCUUUGAGAUCCUGGACGGCAAGCAGGGCAAGGGCAAGAAGGGAAAGCUCGGCAAGAGAAAACGGGAUGAAUCAUCUGCGGCGCAGGAAAACGGCGAGCAAGACAGCGACUCGGAAGACUCGGUCCCAGAUGCACCGGUCGAGAGCGACAGCAGCGACGACGAUAACGACGACCUCGAGGAAGAUGUCGGCAUGACCAAGGAGGCCAUGGACGCACUGGCUGAGAAGGAUCCUGAAUUCUACCAAUUUCUCAAGGAGAACGAUCCGGAAGCACUUGACUUUGACGAGAAUGCGGAUAUGGCUGAGAUUGAUGCUCUGAGCAGCGGAGACGAGGAGGUACAGGAGAAGGAGGAUGGCGAACAGCCAAAGAAGAAGAGGAAGACGAAGAAGCAGGACGAUGAUGACGAGUCUGGAGACGAGACAACAUCGGGCACCGAGCUGACUCGGGAACAGGUCGCCAGGUGGAAGAAACUAUUGACAGAGACUCACUCACUACGUGCCGCUAGGCAAGUGGUCCUGGCCUUCAGAAGUGCAGCACAUCUCGACGCCGAUCAAGACGGGAGGCAACCACGGUACAGCAUCACUAGCCCCGAGGUCUUCCACGACGUCAUGGUGCUGGCGCUCAAGCAAAUACCCGAGGUUUUGCAGCACCACGUACCGGUCAAGGAGUCGGCGGCUCACAAGACAUACGUCCAGACCGAGGGCAAGAAGUUCAAGACCUUGUCCAUCCUGGUCAAGAACUACACAGCCUCUAUUCUACACGUGUUGCGCACACUCUCUGAUGAUGGCACUCUCAAGAUGACCAUAUCCGCCCUCACGCCGCUGCUGCCAUACCUCCUCUCAUUCCGCAAGCUCCUCAAGUCCCUCAUCAAGACUGUUGUCAACUUUUGGGCACAGAACGGUAGCAGCGAGUCGACAAGGAUCACAGCUUUCUUGGUACUCAGGAGGUUGGUCGUCAUUGGUGACAAGGGUGUACGUGAAGCUCUUCUCAAGGCCGUCUACCACGGCCUCGUCCAGGGCAGCAGGGCCACCAAUCACAACACGAUCCAGGCCAUCAACCUGAUGAAGAAUUCGGCCGCUGGUUUGUGGGGGGUUGACCAGUCAAUAGGCUACACCACAGCUUUUAGCUUUAUCAGGCAACUGGCUAUCCACCUGCGCAACAGCAUAGUUCACAACCAGAACGAUGCCUACCGUGCCGUUUACAACUGGCAAUACGUCCACUCAUUGGACUUUUGGUCAUGCGUCCUUUCGGAGCACUGCAGCUCUCUCGCAGAAGCCGAGGCUGGCCGCGAAAGCCAGCUGAAGCUGCUCGUUUACCCGCUCGUGCAGGUCACUCUGGGCGCCAUGCGCCUAAUCCCCACCGCGACUUACUUCCCCCUUCGCUUCCUCUUGAUACGCUCGCUCCUCCGACUCAGCCGUGCCACGGGAACCUAUAUCCCACUAGCAUCGCCACUCCUCGAGGUCCUCCAGUCCGCCGAGAUGAGGAAACCUCCCAAGGCCUCGACGUUGACGCAGCUGGACUUUGCAGUCAACUACAAGGCUCCCAAGUCCCACCUGCGCACUCGAGUGUACCAGGAUGGCGUAGGCGAUCAGGUCGUUGAGCUCCUGGCGGAAUACUUCACGCUCUGGUCGACCAAUAUUGCGUUCCCAGAGUUUGCCUUGCCUGUGCUCGUGAACCUGAAGCGGUGGGUCAAGGACUCGCGCAAGAAGGGUUCCGGUAAUAACAACAACAAGGUCGUGUCGGCAGUCGUGCUACUGGUACAAAAGCUCGAGGCCAACGCCAAGUUUAUUGAGGAGAGGCGAUCCAAGGUCGACUUUGCGCCUCGGGACAGGUCGCAGGUGGCGGCCUUCCUCAAGGACUUUGACUGGGAGAAGACGCCGGUCGGCGCCUUUGUCGUGUCGCAGCGCAAGAUCCGGGCCGAGAGGGCGAGGCAGCUAGAAGAGGCCAGACGGGAGGAGGACAAGAAGCGCAAGGAAGAGGAGGAAGAUGCCAAGAACGCCGAGCUGGACGACCAGGAAGAUGAUGACCAAGACGAGGAUGGGGAAGACGAUAUGGAGGACGAUGAGGAUUCCGACGAGGAAGUGGAUGACGACGAUGACGAAGAUGAGCAUCUUGUUGAUGACGAAGAAGAUCAAUAG